CACCGCCGCCUCCGCCCCCUCCCGUCCUGUUCUGUUUUUUGGUCGGUCCGGGCCGGCCGGCACCACAAGCGCCCGGCAGAGACUGAGGGAGAGAGAGAGGAGGGGAGGAGGAGGAGGAGGAUUCAGAGAGUAGGAGCUGGGGAUCCCUUCUGCGCCACAGAUGUCUUGGCCUGCAGUGACUCCAACUCCCAUAUUCCUUCCAAUUUUCUCCUUUACUGAUGCCUCUCCACUGGCCAAAUCUGCCUGGAAGUCAGAGGGCAAGGUUGCUUGGGAAAUGCAGUUGCCUGUGAUACAGAGCAGCACAGGAAAAUUUCCAAAGACUUGGUGAAGAUAGGAAAACUAUCAGAAAGGCUGUAGCGCUAUUGUACUGAGCUCAGCUGAGGGAGAACUCAGCCGACCUCUAGUUCUUGAUUCUUCUUUGCUCCCUCUCGGCCAACUAAGACUUUAUCUGGAGAACUCUGCUGCCUAGAGCCUGCAGUUGUCUGGGCCCCAGAACAAGAGCAUGCAUUUUCACGUGUCAGUUUGAUAAGUGGAUCAGUGAAGUUUUCCUGAAAGGUAGCCACUUUUGGUGACAUUCAUUGUCCAGUUCUCAUAAUGUAUCCUUCCUUAUCUGAAACAAGACAUCCUCUGGAGCCAGAGGAACAAGAAGUGGGCAUCGACCCCUUGUCCAGUGACUCCAGCAAGCCGGGAGGAGAUUCAAAUAAAAAUGGAAGAAGAGCAAGUUCUACUUUAGAUUCUGAUGGGACUUUUAAUUCCUAUAGGAAGGAAUGGGAGGAACUCUUCGUAAACAACAACUACUUGGCAACAAUACGGCAGAAGGGGAUUAAUGGGCAGCUGAGAAGCAGCAGGUUCCGCAGCAUUUGCUGGAAGCUCUUUCUUUGUGUUCUUCCUCAAGAUAAAAGUCAGUGGGUAAGCAGAAUUCAAGAAUUAAGAGCAUGGUAUAGCAACGUGAAAGAAAUCCACAUCACAAACCCGAGGAAGGUCGUCGGCCAGCAAGACUUGAUGAUCAAUAACCCCCUGUCGCAGGACGAAGGGAGUCUCUGGAACAAAUUCUUCCAGGAUAAAGAACUUCGGUCGAUGAUUGAACAAGAUGUUAAAAGAACGUUUCCUGAAAUGCAGUUUUUCCAACAAGAAAAUGUGAGAAAAAUUCUUACAGAUGUUCUUUUCUGUUAUGCUAGAGAAAACGAGCAGUUGCUUUAUAAACAGGGCAUGCACGAGCUGCUGGCCCCGAUCGUCUUCACCCUGCACUGUGACCACCAGGCCUUCCUUCACGCCAGUGAGUCUGCGCAGCCAAGUGAGGAAAUGAAAACGCUCCUGAACCCUGAGUACCUGGAACAUGAUGCCUAUGCGAUGUUCUCCCAACUUAUGGAAACUGCUGAACCUUGGUUUUCUACUUUUGAGCAUGAUGGUCAAAAGGGGAAGGAGACCCUGAUGACGCCUAUCCCCUUUGCUCGACCACAGGAUUUGGGGCCAACAAUUGCUAUUGUUACUAAAGUCAACCAGAUCCAGGAUCAUCUAUUGAAGAAGCACGAUAUUGAGCUUUACAUGCACCUGAACAGACUAGAGAUUGCGCCACAGAUAUAUGGCUUACGGUGGGUACGGCUGCUGUUUGGACGAGAGUUCCCCCUGCAGGAUCUCCUGGUGGUCUGGGACGCCUUGUUUGCAGAUGGCCUCAGCCUGGGUUUAGUGGAUUAUAUUUUCAUAGCCAUGUUACUCUACAUCCGAGACGCUCUGAUCUCGAGUAACUACCAGACCUGUCUCGGCCUUCUGAUGCACUAUCCACUAAUUGGAGAUGUCCACUCACUGAUUCUUAAAGCUCUGUUCCUUCGAGACCCAAAGAGAAAUCCAAGACCAGUGACUUAUCAAUUCCAUCCAAAUUUAGAUUAUUACAAAGCACGAGGAGCAGACCUCAUGAAUAAAAGCCGAACCAAUGCCAAAGGCGCUCCCCUGAAUAUAAACAAGGUCUCUAAUAGCCUGAUUAACUUUGGAAGAAAGUUGAUUUCUCCAGCAAUGGCCCCAGGCAGCGUGGGUGGCCCUGUCCUAGGAGGCGUUGGCAGCAGCCCUUCCCCUGCCGUGGUUCCCACCAGGACCUUGGCAGAGGCCCCCAGACACCCUUUGCAGCAGCAGCAGCAGCAGCAGCAGCAGCAGCAGCAGCAGCAGCAGCAGCAGAGGCUGAUGAAGUCGGAAAGCAUGCCAGUGCAGCUGAACAAAGGACAGAGUUCUAAAAACAUCAGUUCAUCUCCAAGCACUGAGAGUUUGCCUGGAGGAAGAGAGUUCACUGGCUCCCCGCCUUCAUCUGCCACUAAAAAGGACUCCUUUUUCAGCAACAUCUCCCGUUCCCGCUCGCACAGCAAAACUAUGGGCAGAAAAGAAUCUGAAGAAGAAUUAGAAGCCCAGAUUUCCUUCCUGCAAGGACAGCUGAAUGACCUGGAUGCCAUGUGCAAAUACUGUGCAAAGGUGAUGGACGCUCAUCUUGUGAAUAUUCAAGAUGUGAUACUACAAGAAAAUUUGGAAAAAGAAGACCAAAUUCUGGUUUCCCUGGCAGGAUUAAAGCAGAUCAAAGACAUCCUCAAAGGUUCCCUGCGUUUCAACCAGAGCCAGCUGGAGGCUGAAGAGAACGCACAGAUCACCAUCUCAGAUGACCACUACCAAGGGCCUGGGGCCAUCAAGCAGGCCCCUGCGGCUGCGCCAGGGCGCACGGAUGGAGGCGGCAUGGACGACUUCAUCCUCCUCUCCAAGGAAGAUGAGGGGGGCAGCCCCAGGGUGCCCCUGUCGGGCCAGGCCCAGCCCCUGCGCCCCAUCCGGAGCUCAGCCCGGCCCACCCUGGUGUUCUCCGACCCACUGACCGGCCCGGCCUCGGCCUCCUCCAGCAACCCCAGCUCCAGCCCCGACGACGACAGCAGCAGCCACAGCAAGGACUCGGGCUUCACCAUCGUGAGCCCCCUGGACCUCUGACAGCCGCCUGGCCACCUCCGCCGCCCAAGGCCCCACCCCGGCCCCCCGGGAGACGUGCCUCUGAAACCCAGCCUCUUCCCAGUGUGCAUGUGGCCUUAGUGCGGCCCCAGGAGCCCUGCAGAGAAAGGCAGGGGGCCAGUGAGCGUGCAGAUGGACAGACCUCCCCCAAAACACAACCAGGGCUUUCCGGCAGUCGCUCACCCCACCCACCCUCGCUCUGGGGUGGAGCUGGGUCAGGUACCCAGUGUCACACUCAAAAAAGACCACACCUCAGCAAGAUUCACUCCCCCAUCCCCUCCUCCGCAGCCAAGAAGGGGUCGUCACGCCACCAGGUGUGUCCGGAGGAGGAAGGGGGUAGUUCCAGGUCCUCCCUCCCCCAGCGUCGGGCAGAGGAAAUCUCACUGACAGCAAGAAAACGUUCCCUCUGGAAAUUGAAGCUCUCAGCCUAUUUUCUCCUUCAUUCCUCCCCCAGGAAGCCACACAGCAGAGCCAGAUGCAACCAAAUGGACUAGAACUAGUGGAUUCCAGGAAUGGGCUGGAAGCAGCCUCGCAGGAAGUUACAGUGAUCCUUGGGAACAGGGUCUAAACUUAGGGAUCGUAUUUAGGCGUGAAGCGGCUUAGAGUACUUUCAUGUAUUAAAGAAGAUACUUCCAAACCUCAGGCCAGAUCAGCUCUGGCCAUCGGUGCCCCUCCUGAAACGAUUGCACUUCACCCUUUAGAAUCCUUCACAGCCAGAAAGGAGGUCACUUCACGCCAGUCUUUGCCACACUCAUUUCCAAAGUUGUAAGAAUGUUCCUUCCUUGAAUAGGAAAAUGUGACUCUGACGUUAAGGGAUUAACAUCUUUCAGACGGCCGAUUCUCCAAUAGAGUUUCUGUCGUGUGGGGGCCGUGUCCCCCUGUCAACUGUAAAGGGGGAAACCCAGGCUCAUUCCCACCCAGAGUCGGGAGCUCCCACCGGCCUUACAGGAGUGGGAACAGGGACUUGGACCUGGGGGACCAGGGCUUCCUCGAGAGCUCUCCGGGUGCCAGGAGGAUGCAGGCUUCUGUGGGAGCCAAGUGUGGGAGCUGCCAGGCACCCCAGGCACCACCCCCGGGGCCGGACCAGGGCUCCUGCACAGAGCAGAGAUUUCCCGUUGGUGGGCAGCUUAGGGAACCGUUGGGGUCAUAAGGCACCACCGGAGCUGUUUCUCCCCUGGAGGAGAAGGGUCUGGGAGAGGACACUGUCCCCCUCCUUGCCCGAGCAGCUCCUGACCGGGUGACCCAGUGCCCUGUCACCUCCACCGGGGGGACCAGCCAGUGCCCUGGGCUUCUGCCAGGACGGCAAGGCCUCUGGGCAGUAAAAGCUCUCAUGGCAACAAGGGAGGAGCUGGGUGUGAAGGAAGAGAUCUCCCCACCAUGCCCCUGCCCCAGCUCUGCUCACCAUGGGUUUCUCUGUAGACGUACAGAGAACCCUCCAAAAAACAUCAGUGCCUCGAGUCAGCCACUGUGGAGAGAGUUCUAACUAGCUCUAUAAGUUGGGUUUUUUUUUCCCCUUAACAGGGGCCCUGGGGAGCGAACCCAGGACCUCGUGCACGCCAAGCACACACUCUGCCCCUGAGCUACACCCCCAUUCCUUCCAUCUGGCUCUUAACUGGAGCAGGGAAGCCUCCUCCUGACCCAGCGGCUCAGAUGACAGGGCCGUCUGCCUUCCGCCAUGACUGAGGUGCACUGACGGCUCUCCAGCUCCUGACCCUGAGUGGUCCACUCGGCACCCGGUGGGGAUGACACCCUGAGUAGGGGGCUGCCACCUACACGACCCCUGGAUGACACCCGUGAGCUCCUGAGGUCCCCACAUGGCAAGUGGCCCGGCGGCUGUGCAGGACCUGGCAGGAGGCAGGCAGUGUGGAGCUAUCCCCUGACAGCUGGGCCACGGGGGCGCCAGACCCCCAGCACACCCGCAAGGCUCGAGGCUAGUGCCCCUCCCCCGCCAGCGUGCCAGGGCUGGUGCCCCAUCUAUGCUUCCGCGCCGGUGCCCCCCACCCAGUGAGAACCAGGGGGUCACUCCGAGUGUCGCUUCUUGCCCCCUCCCCCCAGGGCCGCUCCCUCCUCAGAGAAAAGAAACCCACGAGGGGGAGUGGGGCGUGGGAGGGGCGCCCUCAAAUUCCCAUAGGUUCAUGGGGUUCAUGAUUGUAUUACUGUCUUAUUUUUUUUUAAGAGACUUGUUUUUAUUCUUCAGAGUUAAGCACCAUUUGCCUUUUUAUUAGUUACAGUGCUUUUAAAGAAUACGUUUUCCUUCCUUUUUAUUACUUUAUCAAGUAGUUAUGCUUUGUUGCACAUUUUUUUAAAAUCCUGAAUAUAUGAAGCCUUUAAGUUUUUCUUUAACAAAUAUGGUAAUCAUUGGAAGCUUCUCUUGUUUUGAUGUUUAGCAGUUAAAUAUAUUUUCAAGAGGUCAGGUAUAGGUUAAGUCUCAUUGUCUUCCUCUUUUUUUAUACAUGCCCCAUUUCUCCAUUCCUCUCAGAUCUGUUUGGAAAUUUGAGUUAAGAUGGAUCUCUGUACGUUAUAGUUGCGAGUUACAGAAUCAAGAAAGUCACUCUGACUUGCCUUACCUCGUGUGUAUGCCAAGGGGUCGCGUAACACUUCAAACAGUUAAUUGUGCUGGAUUAUUCUUCCAAAGAUGACCUCCUGCUCAUCUCCCCUGCCAACUGCAGUCUGACAAGAAGUAACAUCUUUGCAGAGUAAAUGUGACUAAAAGGAAACCAGGACCCCCGUGACCGGCCUUGUCUGCCCACAGCUGAGCUGACUCGUGUGCUCCGGUCCCCGCCACUAACACGAACGAUGCCUCUCCUUUGUCAGAGACGACGGACAAAUGGAAAACUCAGUGACAGUUACGACAGCCUGCCAGAGGUGGCCACAAUUAUUUUUUGUUUUUAUGUUAGUGUUUCUCUAAGAAGUUGCCCCCGGGGGUCAUUACGGAACAAGGGUGUGUGGAGGCCCGUGUCCCCGUGUUCUGAGGGGCUGUCCUGGAGCACCUGCGGCCAUCCCAUCCCUCCUGCCCCACAGGUCCCUACCUGGCUGCCCAUGGGUCCAGAGCAGGGCCUGGGGGAGGCCGUAGGGGAGGCGGGGGUGGAGGCUGGGAGGAGGGAGUAGGCAGCUGAAGCCGGGCUUCCUUCGCACGGGCCAAACCAGCUUCCCAGGUGUUACUUUCAAAAGCUCUCUUUUUACGGUGUUAAAAAUACAAUGUUCUUGUAAACAGGCUGGAGACCACUUUGAUGUAAAAGCUGUCAUGAUCACGCUCCUCCCAGGGGCACAGCUCAUUUGAUUUACGGGAUACGCAGCUGUGCUGUUUCUGUCCGAUCGCUGCUUUUCUCACUCAUCUUUACUCUGUAACUCAUGUUGAUUUAAGAAAUGACUUAUCUGUUGGGCAAAGUGACCCCAUCCAGUAUGAUUAUAAUAAAAGACUCAUUGAAACUGAGAA
Camelus dromedarius (Arabian camel) is the source of this 6409-nucleotide messenger RNA. It is a transcript of the gene TBC1D5, whose product is annotated as TBC1 domain family member 5. The transcript has 25 exons. Gene Ontology annotation, biological process: activation of GTPase activity. Gene Ontology annotation, molecular function: GTPase activator activity. The record is from RefSeq and is a predicted model, not a curated record. NCBI's taxonomy places the organism in Eukaryota, Metazoa, Chordata, Mammalia, Artiodactyla, Camelidae. The coding region runs from base 595 to 2955 and encodes 786 amino acids.